GCUGCCAAUGCUGGAAGCCGCGCUGAGCCGCCCCUGUUCAAGCUUGAGAUGAACUGGAACCAAGAAGAGCUGGAGCAGUGGGCUAUAGCCGCAAGGCAGAAGGAGGAGGACGAGCUGACGCUCGAGAAAUACAGACGUGCUGAUGAUUCCAAGGAGACGAUGAUACGAUGUCGGGCAGAUGUCUUGGAUGCGAUUGUCUACAAUGCUGUACGAGUUGACAUGACUCAGAGGAGUGCCACGACUUCGACGCUUGGUCAGCUUCUGAUGUACCGCCUGCGAAUAUGUCCCUUUGGAAAGGUUACGGGGGAAAGAUGUGAGCUUCGUGAGGAUGCGCACUGCUGUCACAUCAAGCCUUCUGAUCCGGACUAUGGCCAGUUCAAGGGCAACGCAAGCCACAUGGUGCCCGGCUGGGUGGUCGUCGACUUAGACCUUCCGCCAGAGCAGCGCUGGGCUGCUGCCAUGAAGAACGCAGCGGAGCCCCUGAAGAAGAUGAUCACUCACUUCAAGUCCUUCGUGGGCGUGCUGUCCGAGGAACUCUUCAAGCUCAUCGAGGACUCACCGAAGUUCAAAAAGCUGGCCGAGCAGGUCUUGACGGACAUGGGCGAGUACGGCCUCGAGAUGCGCGGCAUUGCCAAUGCCACAGGCAUCUCCGAGGAGGAGAUUUUGUUCGUCAACAUGAUGUAUGAGAUUGAGGGAGGGUGCACCUCCAUCGUCGCCCAAGAUGCAGAUGGCCAUGUGGUACAUGGCAGGAAUUUGGACUUCGGGCUUUUUUUCGGCGAAGACUGGAAGCAUCUGCAGUGGACGCUGACAGAGGACCUGCGGCCCCUUCUUCGCAACGUCCACUUCGUGCGGGGAAAAACUUCGCUCUAUGACUCCACCGUCUUCCUGG
This is a messenger RNA of Symbiodinium necroappetens, 889 nucleotides long. Lineage: Eukaryota; Dinophyceae; Suessiales; Symbiodiniaceae. The record is from the annotation of a GenBank genome assembly.